Melampsora larici-populina 98AG31 is the source of this 1071-nucleotide messenger RNA. RefSeq lists its product as uncharacterized. Bases 1 to 1071 code for a protein of 356 amino acids. The record is from RefSeq and is a predicted model, not a curated record. The transcript has 5 exons. NCBI's taxonomy places the organism in Eukaryota, Fungi, Basidiomycota, Pucciniomycetes, Pucciniales, Melampsoraceae.
AUGGUAACACAAACCGCAAAGUAUAAGGCUGAGCUUAUUCUUGCACAGUUGACGUUGGAAAGGCUUGUCCAGGUUGAUGAAACUCAUACCAAACAAUAUUUCGAGGUCCAGUGGAAUCGGCAGCAGGAGAUGCAACUGAGAGCCAUCAGUGUGAGAGUUAAAGAGAAACGCGAAAGACUUAAGGUGAUGUUACAGUUAGAGGAGAAUAUGAUUGAGGCUCGUCAGAAGAUGGCGGAGCUUGAUGCCAUCCACGCUCCAAUCAGGACGCAACAACAACGUGAUGACCUGCUGAAUCUGCCGACAUCUCUGGCGAAUUUGGAGAUCAAGAUUCAAGACCUUGCAGAAGAAUUGGGGAACACUCAGCUUGUGAAUGCCCGUCGGGGUGAUGGUUUGUAUGCUUUGUUUAUAUGUACUUUGGACUCUGGCAUUGAUAUUGUUUGUUAUGGCUGUUUAGAUGCACAAAUUAAGGCAGUUCUCGCUGUGCAGGUGGCCUUAGCGAUGUUGUAUGAAGCGAAGUUUGGUGUAUUACAGCAAGAAGCUGAUGCUGAGAUGAGGACUGGGGCAAAGCAGCAGCCUCGUAAUGCUGAGCUCCGGGCCAAGAAACAAGGACUUUUAAGGAAAAAGACUGCGACCUAUCUACGACAUGCAGCUAAGUAUAACAAUCGAUUCCAACCAGCUCAGAGACUACUCGAACCCACAUUCGAGGAGGUGAGACAGCUUAUGCUGUGGGGGCUUGACUAUCAAGCCCGAGUUAUUGGAGCAAAGCCAAACGCUGCUGAAAGUAACAAUCGUCUUGUCGAAUGGGAGUCUCUGUACAGCGGACUGGCAAAACGCACCUGUUGGCUCUGGAAGCGAUGGGAUCACCAUGGGGUGGUGGAAGUAUUGCAUUCAACCUCUCAAUUCGUGGAGGGUAGUGAUGAGCUGGAUGUCAAUUUAAGACAGCAGUGGGCUGAUAUGGUAGUUCAUACAAGGGCCCAGUGGGAAGUCAUACUUGGGGCGGGUAUUUAUGUUGUAGAGGAGGAAAACAACGUGGAGGAUUUUGAUGAGGAGGAUUUUGAUGAGUAUUAUUGA